Messenger RNA from Funneliformis caledonium, 480 nucleotides. Lineage: Eukaryota; Fungi; Glomeromycota; Glomeromycetes; Glomerales; Glomeraceae. The record is from the annotation of a GenBank genome assembly.
AUGCCUAUUCCAACCGUCUUUAAGAAACUAAUUAGAAAAUUUAAUCAAAAGCCAGCAGGUAUUGAGAACUUAAAUGAAGAUUCCAAAAAAAUUAUUAAAAAAUGGGUAAAGAAUAACCAAGACCCCCUAUUGUUAAUCGAGUGGGAUGAGCUAGGGUUAAUGUUAAGGACUACGGCUAAUCCUCUUCAUACAAAAUUAUCUCUAGUAAAUGUAAUCACUACGUCGACUGGUUUCGUUCAAUUUCCACCAAUCGGUACUCAAUCGGACUGCGCUUUCUCUUUUGUUGAUACGGAUGGGCUUCCUGCGCGUCAGGCAUUGAUCAACGCGAUGUGUGCUCUUGUCAUUCAUGUCAACAGCGCAACCGGAAAUUGGGCUAAGCCGAUUAUUGGGGUUCCAAAUGUUGGACGAGUAUAUCAAAUAGAGGUUCCAAGGAAAGGAGAAAUCGACGUUACUGAAUUUUCAUGCGUGUUUGGUCCUUGA